UUUAAUUUUGUCCCAAAAAAAAUGGUCAGAGCACCUUAUUUUGAUGAAAAUGGAACAAAGAAAGGUGCAUGGAGUAUGGAAGAGGAUCAAAGGCUUAUUGCUUACAUUGAAAGGCAUGGUCAUCCUAAUUGGCGUCAACUUCCCAAAGUUGCCGGUUUGGCAAGAUGUGGAAAGAGUUGUAGGCUACGUUGGAUGAAUUACUUAAGGCCAAAUCUAAAACGAGGGAACUAUACACAAAAGGAGGAACAAAUGAUCAUGGAAUUGCACAAAAAGCAUGGAAAUAAAUGGUCUCUUAUUGCCGAAAGUCUACCCGGAAGAUCAGACAAUGAAAUAAAGAAUUACUGGCACAGUCACCUAAAGAAAAUCUCACGGCACAAUGAGACCAACCUUAUUAAAGAGAUUCAAAAGACAAAAACAACAAGUGAGGAUGUUAGUGAUGAUUCCAACCACAUUUUGGAAAGUUCAACUUCAAUGUCUUCUAGUCAUGUGGAAUUAAACAUGACCUUGUAUAGAAAAGAAGAUAGUGUUGCUUCUUGGGAAAUAUGGGAUGGAUUCAGCAACAAUUUUUGGACUGAACCAUUUAUUUCAGAAAAUGCAUUGGGUCAGGAUUACUCUCCCGUUUCAUGGUAUGGAUCAGAGGCAGAGGAUCCAUUUUUCAUAUGGUAG
Messenger RNA from Trifolium pratense (red clover), 666 nucleotides. Its product is annotated as transcription factor MYB13-like. The transcript has 3 exons. Bases 22 to 666 code for a protein of 214 amino acids. Lineage: Eukaryota; Viridiplantae; Streptophyta; Magnoliopsida; Fabales; Fabaceae. The record is from RefSeq and is a predicted model, not a curated record.